This is a messenger RNA of Impatiens glandulifera, 567 nucleotides long. Its product is annotated as OVARIAN TUMOR DOMAIN-containing deubiquitinating enzyme 4-like. Gene Ontology annotation, cellular component: cytosol; nucleus. Gene Ontology annotation, molecular function: cysteine-type deubiquitinase activity. Bases 171 to 419 code for a protein of 82 amino acids. The transcript is spliced from 3 exons. Gene Ontology annotation, biological process: protein deubiquitination; endoplasmic reticulum unfolded protein response. The record is from RefSeq and is a predicted model, not a curated record. NCBI's taxonomy places the organism in Eukaryota, Viridiplantae, Streptophyta, Magnoliopsida, Ericales, Balsaminaceae.
CAAUGACUCUAAAGGUGUUUGAAGACAAUGUAUUGGUAAGAGAGCUUCUUGAAACCAGGGGAGAUGGAAGAGUUCUUGUGAUUCCAAUGCACCAUCUCUUGCUUGCAUGUGACCUUCCUCUCUUGGUCUAACAAUGAUUGUGAGCUCUUAAGGAGGCGUAAAGAAUCUGAAUGGUGUCCAUAGAAGGAGACUUUUAUGCUUAUGUGAGAAGAAUUCAGCAGCCUUCAGUGUGGGGUGGAGAGCCUGAGUUGAUGAUGGCAUGUCAUGUUCUUAGGACAUCAAUAUCUGUAUUUGCGAUUGGUAGAGUAUCUGGGAGUUUAGUAAAGAUAGCAGACUAUGGUGAAGGAUACAGAAACGAUAAAGAGAAGCCUAUGACCCUUAUGUAUCAUUGGUAUGGUCAUUAUGAUGUACUGGAAUGAGAUGUAACCGACGAGUCUUUAAUUUCGUAUAACUAAAUGCCUUAUGUAAGAUUAGUUGCUUUCGAUGUUGUGAAGCUUUACAUUGAAAACUUUCAAUUAUGUGAACUGUUAUUUUUUAUUACAGGAAUUGAAAAUAUAAUUUUGAAGA